UGAAUUGGUAGUUCAAAAUCUUCCAAAUUUGAAAUAAAUCGAAAAGAGACUGUGAUUGAAUCCGAAAAUCAAUUCGAAACCAGCUCAGAUAAGAAGAAAGAUUCACAUAAAAAGUGCAGUUAUUUGUAGAUCCAUAAACAUGGCGGAGGCUGCGGUCUUAGGGAUGAUACAAGAUCUUGAGAGUACGUGUGCUGCAUGUACAGAUACUGACAAGAGUGGGGUGUUCGAGGAAAAAAUUGAAGUGCUAAAAGAUAUGUUGGAUUUCUUGAGAGACUUAAAAAUGGAAAAGAGGAGCAGCCUAAAAUAUUUAAUUGCUGACUUGGUCGAGUUAGCUCAAGAUGUCAAAUAUGAGGAAUACGAAGUUUCGUACCUCAAUGCUGAGAUACAGAUGACAAAGACGCAGAUGACAAACUUUGGAGCUGAAGUGAAAAAUGUUGGAGACGAAGAAGAAGAAGCAGAGGAAGUUGUGGUGGGGUUGGAGGAAAACGUGAAGACAUUGCUUGACAGAGCGAUUUUAAAUAAAAAUAAGUACUUACGAAUUUUAGCUAUAAAGGGUAUGAUUGGAAUCGGGAAGACAACUCUGGCCAAGACAACUGUACAAGGCCGGGGCUGGCAAGUUCCAGCGUCAUGCCUGGGUAUCCAUUUCUAGGGACAUAAGUAAGAAAGAGAUUCUUAUGAAACUGAUACAGCAAAUGGUGGAAGGAUAUGAAAGAGAUCCGUCAUUGGAAGAAAUGGACAACCGGAGCCUCCAACGGAUGCUUGGUCAGCACCUGCAAGGAUCGUCAUGUUUCAUAGUUUUGGACAAUGUGUCGAGAGGAAUGGAAUUGAACUACAUCUUGAAUUGUCUUCCAUCUAGAGGCCGUCUUCUAAACAGGUUGAUGUUGCUGUUAACAAGUCGCUAUGAGUUUAGAACAGACGUCUAUUAUACUUAUGAGAUGAAAGCUUUGGAUUCUGUUAAGAGCUGGCAAUUGUUUUUGAAAACAAUUGAUAAAUUUACAAGUGAUGGGAACAAAUUCUCAAAGGAUUUGGAGAGGAAGGGGAAAGAGAUGUUGAAAAAAUGUUGGGGUGUGCCGAUAGCUAUAAUAGAUGUUGCAAAGCAGAAAUCAAAACAAAGACUUUCGGGGAUGGCAUGGGAAGAACUUUUUGAUUCAGUUGAUUUGAGUGAAUCAUUGAAGUCAUUGGAACCGAUGUAUCAAGAAUUGGAGGAAGAACUCAAGCCACAUUUCUUGCAUUUGUCCCUUUUUAAGGAAAAUGCAAUAAUCAGAGAAGAAAAGGUGAAAACUAUUUGGGCUGUAAAUGGAUUAAGUAGUGGAUCAGUUGUAAGGGUUUUUGCUGAUGGAUCGAUUUUUGAAGUAGUGAAGCAGCACUUUACAACAAAAAAGAUUCGCCUCAAUCCUCUGUUGCACAUGAUAUCAAUCCAAAAAGCAGAAGAGGAAAUCUGCUUAGAGAUCUUAAGGAGCAAUGGAAACAAUAGGCUAUCUCAGAAUGCCCGUCAUCGUGUUAUCCAUUGUGGCAGAGACAAGUUUGAUCCUUUCACGAAUGAAGAUAGCAAACAACUAAUUUCUCUUAUCUUCCAUGGAGGUGGUCGCUACUUGGACGAUGCUAGCCAAUCUUAUUGGAAGACUUUUGGAGUCCUCAAGAUACUCGACAUAGAAGAUUUUGGGGUGAAGAAGACUUUACCAAAAACAAUCGGCACAUUGAUUGAGUUAAGGUAUUUGGGAUUGAGAAACAAUUACAUACAAGAGAUCCCACACUCGUUCGCGAAUCUGGAGAACCUUGAGGUUUUUGAUAUAGCUCUGAACUUUAUGGUGGAGAUUCCAAAUAUUAUAUGGCAAAUGGGCAACCUUCGUGAUCUCCACAUGUCGGAUGCGAUUUUUCGGAAGCCUUUGAAAGUAGAUGCAUUGCAGAAUCUGAAGACCCUAGAAUAUAUCUCGAUUUAUGAUUGGACAUAUGAGGACCUGAUCUUCGGGAGAAUGCAUACACUUCAAAAAUUGGGCAUUGAAGAAGUUGAUAAAAUGGUGGAUGUAGGCAAGCUCUUUGCAUUACUAGCUAAGUUUCCGAACUUUUAUGUGCUUUCCGUAAGAGGGUUUCAUUAUAGAAGCAUGCCGUGUUUGGAAGGAAUUGGUGUUAUAAAAGGACUCGAGGUACUAAAACUAGAUGGGCACCUAUGUUGUCUACCAAGUGCACAUAAUCUACCUAAAUGGAUUAGGUACAUAGCGUUGGUAAAUACUUGUCUUGAUGAAGACCCCUUGCCAAUAUUAGAGAAGCUCGGACACCUAAGCAAGCUCAAACUCCAAAAUGCAUACACUGGUCGAGAAAUGGUGAUCCAGAAAGGUGGAUUUCCCAGGCUCGAAGUGCUUUGCAUCAAUGAACUGUGGAAUCUUAGAAAUAUACAAGUUGAUGAUGAUGCAAUGUCGAUUGUCAGGGAACUAGAAAUCAAUAACUGUCCACAUCUGGAGACACUCCCGGAACAGAUUCGGAGGAUGUCUAAACUGCAAAAGUUUAAGAUGGUAACAACAAAACACAUUGCAACAAAGAUCACAAAUUCAGGUUUGACGUCCGAAAUUAUUGAGGUGGAUAUCCAUCCAUAGUUUGAAGUUGAUAUAUCUAUCUGGUUAGUUUGACUGUAUUUUUUCCUUCUUUCAUUUUCCCUUUGUUUAUUUGCAAAGUCGAACAAUAAGUGUACCUCGACGAGCAGAGAGAUAGAGGCUGAACUCACCAGCUCGACCACUUCUUCACACCGCUGUCGCUCCCCCUGCAAAGUUCAUCAACCACGGUAUCUUGAAGAUUUUGUCUAAGAUUGUUUCCUUGAUUUAUCCUUGAUUUUUGGUUUCUAAUUAAUGUUCAUGUAUCGAGUCGAACAUAAAUAUAAGCUCCAUUCGGGAUUUUCUUUGUUGGUCCUUUCUCUGAGUGCAAAAGAAAUAAGUACAAUAUAAUUUGUCAA
Salvia hispanica is the source of this 2944-nucleotide messenger RNA. The record is from RefSeq and is a predicted model, not a curated record. Lineage: Eukaryota; Viridiplantae; Streptophyta; Magnoliopsida; Lamiales; Lamiaceae.